GGCGAGGGGUGGCAGCAGAGGGGCAGUUCUGUGGGAUGGUGUCGCUGUGUUCGGGUAAUCACCGAGGAGUGAGGAUGAGCUGCUGGAGGGAGUAAGGCAGCGGAGUGCAGGAAGCUCUUACCCCGCUCGCUGUGGCGUUUGUCCUGAUGGUGCGUUCGGUGAGGCGAAACAGGGCUGGUCGACGAGUGGCAAUAGCACAGGUGUGAAAGACUCAAACUCCUCUCUCUCUCCCAAGCGUGAUCUGAUGAAUCAGAAUGGCUACAGAAACAAGCAAUAUUCAGAGGAGUUACUCCAUUAUUCCAUGCUUCAUAUUUGUAGAGCUUGUCAUAAUGGCUGGGACCGUGCUGCUCGCCUAUUAUUUUGAGUGCACAGACACCUUCAAGGUGCAUAUCCAGGGGUUCUUCUGCCAAGACGGUGACUUAAUGAAGCCAUACCCAGGACCAGAAGACAACAGCUUCAUCUCACCACUUGUCCUGUACUGUGUGCUGGCAGCUACUCCAACCAUCAUUAUAUUCAUUGGUGAGAUAUCAAUGUAUUUUAUAAAAUCAACAAGAGAAAACCUCCUCAAUCAAGAGAAGACCAUCGUAACAGGAGAGUGUUGUUAUUUGAGUCCUCUUUUUCGAAGAGUAGUACGAUUUAUAGGUGUGUUCGCUUUUGGACUGUUUGCAACAGAUAUAUUUGCAAAUGCGGGCCAAGUGGUCACAGGGAGCCUAACUCCAUAUUUUAUAACGGUUUGCAAACCCAAUUACACAGGAACAGAUUGCCGUUCCCGCUCCAGAUUCAUAACUAGUGAACACAUCUGCACUGGGAACCCUGAAGUCAUUGCAAAUGCACGGAGAUCCUUUCCAUCUAAAGAUGCAUCUUUGAGCAUCUACUGUGCCUUGUACGCUACGAUGUACAUCACAAGCACAAUAAAGACCAAAAGCAGCAGGUUAGCCAAACCAGUGUUGUGCUUGGGGGCUCUGUGUGCUGCUUUUUUAACAGGAUUGAACAGAGUGUCUGAAUAUCGCAAUCAUUGCUCCGAUGUGAUUGCAGGCUUUGUACUGGGCAGCACAGUAGCAUUGUUUUUGGGAACGUGUGUCGUUCACAACUUCAAAGGAACACAGGCCACAUCUGUUAAACAAAAACCCGAGGAUCCACACGGAGUGCCAUUGAUGACAUUCCCUCGGGUGGAAAGCCCACUUGAAACAUUGAGUGCACAGAAUCACUCUACUUCAAUGACAGAAGUAACUUGAAGAGAAAACCUUUGCUUCUAAAAAAAAUUUAAAACACAAAUUGGUACUUUUUUUAAACUAAGUGUUAAACCGUGGAAAGUGCAACACAAGAACAUGUCUAGUUAGUAUCAGAUGUUUUGUACAUUUUUGUAUGACAAAUGGUGUUGUAGCUGACCUUGAUUUUUUCUUUUGCCUGUUUCAGUAUAAUAAAGCAUUCAUGUAACGGUUUCUAAUUUCUUAUGUAAAUUCCAGUGAUGUUGUGGUAUUUGUACAAUAAA
Molecule: messenger RNA, 1492 nt
Organism: Hemiscyllium ocellatum (epaulette shark)
Lineage: Eukaryota; Metazoa; Chordata; Chondrichthyes; Orectolobiformes; Hemiscylliidae
Gene: plppr1
Product: phospholipid phosphatase related 1
Exons: 8
Coding region: 255-1235 (326 amino acids)
Biological process (GO): signal transduction; phospholipid dephosphorylation; phospholipid metabolic process
Molecular function (GO): phosphatidate phosphatase activity
Source: RefSeq, a predicted model, not a curated record